AUGUCCAGCCUGGCCAAGGAUCUGGAUGCAUUCGCGUUCCGAGCAGAUGUCGCCCGAGCGGCGGAAGUGAAAGCUCUCUUUGAUGCUGCUGAGGAGCAUUUCGGAACACCCGUCACGACCGUCGUCAACAACGCCAUCGUCGGGGAUUUUGCGUUCAAUGGUGAUAGCCGACCCAGAGUUGCCCAACUGUCCUGGUCCGAUUUCGACACCCAGCUGCAAGGUUUUCUCAGAGGGUCGUUGAACACAACACAAGCAGCCCUGCCAGGUUUUGAGAAGGUUAAAUUUGGCCGGAUCGUCAACAUCGGUUCAAAUUUGUUUCACAAUCCAGUCGUUCCGUACCAUGACUAUACGGCAGCCAAGGGUGCUCUGCUGGCAUUCACCAGAACGUGUGCAGCAGACCUUGGUCCGAUAGGCGUCACAGUCAAUUCUGUAGCGGGUGGCUUGUUGGAGGUAACAGAUGCCAGUUCGAGUACGCCUCGAGAGGUUUUUGACCAGAUCAAAGCAAUUACGCCGUUGAGAAAGGUGACCACUCCCGAUGAUCUUGCUGGGGCAGUGUUAUUCUUCGCGAGUCCAUGGGCGAAUAGCGUUACAGGUCAACAGAUUGUCGUCGAUGGAGGACUGGUAAUGAACUGA
Messenger RNA from Exophiala aquamarina CBS 119918, 633 nucleotides. RefSeq names its product 3-oxoacyl-[acyl-carrier protein] reductase. Gene Ontology annotation, biological process: fatty acid elongation. Lineage: Eukaryota; Fungi; Ascomycota; Eurotiomycetes; Chaetothyriales; Herpotrichiellaceae. Gene Ontology annotation, molecular function: oxidoreductase activity, acting on the CH-OH group of donors, NAD or NADP as acceptor. The coding region runs from base 1 to 633 and encodes 210 amino acids. The record is from RefSeq and is a predicted model, not a curated record. The transcript has a single exon.